AUGGGCUGCAUCAGCUCUAAGCCGGCCGUGCUGGAGGCCCCCGUGAUUGCGGAGAAGGCGGCAGCGAGUCCCGGUGUCGAGGUGGAAAAGCCUGGCGUGGAGGUGCCGGCGAGCGGUGGGCGCGAGGACUCAUCUCAGCUGCUGGUGGUGCUGAACGAGGUGAUCUUACCUGAGGACGAAGACGUGCGGUGGGAGUCUCUCAACUCGUACAACAUCCUUGACACGGUGCCCAUCUCGAUGAUUACGUUCGUGGAUAAGGACAGGGUGUGGCUCAAGUCCGUCCAGGGGCUGUCGGGUUUCACGGAGGUGGACAGGCGCUGCUCCAUAUGCGCGUGGGCGCUGCUGAGCCGGCACCCUGAAGCGCUGGUCAUCCCUGAUCUGCGGUUGGACAUCCGGUUCAAGGACUACCCCAUAGUGACCGGGUGGCCGCACGCGCGGUCCUAUGCUGCAGCGCCCCUCGUCACAUCCGGCGGCCAGCGGCUCGGCACGCUGUGA
Molecule: messenger RNA, 495 nt
Organism: Monoraphidium neglectum
Lineage: Eukaryota; Viridiplantae; Chlorophyta; Chlorophyceae; Sphaeropleales; Selenastraceae
Exons: 5
Coding region: 1-495 (164 amino acids)
Source: RefSeq, a predicted model, not a curated record